This is a messenger RNA of Meloidogyne enterolobii, 1860 nucleotides long. Lineage: Eukaryota; Metazoa; Nematoda; Chromadorea; Rhabditida; Meloidogynidae. The record is from the annotation of a GenBank genome assembly.
AUGCUCUUCUGCCUCCUUCAUCCAAUGGACCACAACACCGGACCUUUGGCAAGGAAGUCGACGACGCUUUGUGCUCUGCUGCCGAUAUCCAUCGCCGCGCUCCUAGUGCUUGCAAUUCCUGGACAGGCCAACGUUGAGGAAGUCGGAGUUGCCGACCACAUCAAGAAUGGAAGCGAUGUGACGCUCAAAGCAGUCAGUAAGCAGGCCAGCGAUGACUUAACUUAUGCCGAGUACGUGAAGACUUUUCCUACUGUCUGUAAUUUUUCGAUCACCAAGGAACACAUUGAGCUUCUAUACAAAGGCAAAGAGUGCACUGUGGAACUCAUCACCACGGAAAUAAACAUUGUCAAAUUCACGACUGGAUACGUGAAAGCUGGUUGUACUUUAGAUACCUGCGACGAUGGUAAAGUCGGCUUUAAGCAUGGCUUUUCAAAUCUCCUACCGUUCGCCUACAGCAGAAACAACACGGACAUCGAAAAUUUCAACAAGGGUCCGUCCUACGGUGGAAAUUUGUGUGAUGAAGAAGGCGUGUGCGGGGGACGCUGCAUGAAUCAGACUUUUCUAGAAGUCUCAUGGAGCAAAUGUAAGGAUAAUGUAGUAUUCGCUCACACCCAUUUAAGUAAGAUGUUGAUUAUUUUUACUUUAAAAUAUAUUAAUUUAGUCGGAGAAUCCAAGGAGAGCCUGGAUCAAUUUCAAAAUCAAAAAGGUGAUAGGAUGGAAUUCAAUCUGGAGAUAUACGCUAAUAACAGCCUCAAGAUGAUAUCUAGCAUAGGAGCAGAAAAGGAUUUCGAUAAUGGAACAGUUUACUGCAUUCAAAGACAGAAUGCCAUUGUCAACCCAGAAACAUGGAACAUUAAAAAUGGAGACGGAAACCUGAAGGAUAAACAUCUGCUUGUCUUCCAUCUACUUCCACCAAAGGCUACAGUAAGGUACGACGAAAAAUACAAGUUCAACACUGAAAAACUGCAACCACAACCAAAAUGUCAACUCUUCAUUCACUUUAAAAGGCCAGCCUAUGAAUUCCUUGAGGUCGACCCUCGUACAACGACUACAAGCACAACUACAACAACACCCAAACCAACAUCAGGUCCCAAACCACAACCUACUGUCAAAGCAACUUCAACUCCACCAGAGCAAAAGACUACACAGAAAGUUCAAGAAGCAACGGCCACCGAAGGAGGAAGUAAGGCCUGGAUUUGGAUCUUUGUGAUUUUUGUGGUGAUUGCUGUAAUUGGUGGCGCUGUAGGGUUCUACUUCUACCGAAAAAAUCAAAAGAUAAAAGAAGAGGACGAGAAAGAGAGAGCCUUUUGGGCCCACUUUGCAGACAAAAAGUGGAUUGCUGAGGAAAACAAGAGCCGUUCUGAAGCAAAACUGCCUUCCUUGGAAGACGUAUUCGUCAAGGAUAUUUUUGACAGGAUGAAGAAGGAGGAUGAGGACAAUGCAGCAAAAAACGUAAGAAUUCUCUUCAAAGGCUAUCUGCCAGACUUGAAGAAGGACGGUUUCAAAAUUGUUGGCACAUACAGAGAAUGGAAGAAAAAGAGUGACUGGGUCGCGCUAAAAGUCGAGUAUGUGGAAGGCGAUGAUGUAGAAGAGGACGAAGUGGAAAAGGACGAAUCUGCCGAAGGGAAGAAGAAAAAGGGCGGCAAGGGGAAGAAGGACAAGACCCCGAAGGACUCAGCUUCGAAGAUGGAAUCGACUCCAAAGGACCCGGCUCAGAAGGAGGAAACGACUUCGAAGGACUCGACUCUGAAGAAGGACCCGGCACCGGAGAAGGCGGACGCUACAAAGAGCAAGCAGGCAGGUACGACAUCGGAUGUUCCAACGGAUAUGGUGUCGGAGGCUAAAGAGACGGAUCAGUAA